Mytilinidion resinicola is the source of this 2238-nucleotide messenger RNA. RefSeq lists its product as uncharacterized. The record is from RefSeq and is a predicted model, not a curated record. The transcript has 2 exons. Bases 258 to 1832 code for a protein of 524 amino acids. NCBI's taxonomy places the organism in Eukaryota, Fungi, Ascomycota, Dothideomycetes, Mytilinidiales, Mytilinidiaceae.
CAAUACUUCGCCCGAAUCCAGCGUCGCUGCAAAACCCCAAGCCUGCCCUCCCCUCCAACGACUCUUGCUUUGACUCAUACCUGCGUCUCACGUGCAGACAUGCUCCGCUCGUGCCCUGCCACAGUAAAUAGACGGCCGCCACUCGCUAUGCCUGAUGCUCCUGAGGUUUCUGCUUUCCCGCUCUCGUUAUCGCGACUCAAAAUCAAACUGCUGUUCUAAAUCUCCACUCUGCUGCGUUUUCAUGACCAUUUCCACGUAUGACGUCUCCUCAACCGUCGCCUCCGUCGUUGAAGCGAUCGGUAUCAGGCGAGAGCCAUGACAGCCAGGCCUCCAAGACCUCGCGCGCCUCUUCGAAGCUGCUAUUCGGCGAGAUCCCGCUGACACCCGCCUCAGCUGACGGGAGAUCACAUCGAUCGAACAGCUCCAUCUGCAAUCUCGUGUUGUCGACAAGCUCCUCGUUCCUCCGGUUCUGGCUGAACGAUACCUGUCGCAAUGCGCUGCUCGAAAAGGUCCCCAAGGAGGAGCUACCAAACGUCCGCCUGGUGUGCCACGACUUUGCUACUCGAGCCACGCCCUUCUUGUUUCAAGAUGUCUCAAUUACCUUCAAGCCCAGCACCUUUACCAAGCCAGCGCGCAUGGCUGCCCUGGAGAGAGUCGGCCGUCACGUGAAGACUCUUACCUUCAAUAUGCCUCACACUUCAGAGACUUUCCUACCUCCACUGGUCGACCCGUUGACCGGGGAACAUCGACCAUUUCUUUAUGAACCCCAGGUCCAUCCACCUAAUACGCUGGCCGGCAAGGUCAAGCAACCCAAGUACGGAUCCUGGGAGAUGACCGACCUCCUCAUCAAGCAAUACCCACCCCUCUUCCACGCCGCAACUAACAUCCCCGCCUUCAUUCGAGCCUUCUCCCUGCUCCCAACCCUCUCCCACCUCAAAAUCAGCUGCCCAGGCCAAGAGACCGCCCAGCGCUACCGCCGCAGCACCGUCGACUACGCCCUCAUCUCCCUCCGCAUCGCCAUUGAGCGCGCCCACCUGCCCCAGCUAACCACACUUUCCCUCCUCCCUAUCCAUCCAGGCGGCCUGCUGUACCUCCAACCCAUGCUCGCCUUCGGCUCCACCCCACGUUCCUCCCGCCGCUGGGCACAAAUCCGCAAACUAGCAAUCCACAUGGACUCCUUCCCCUUCGCGCAAAAAUCCCGCACCGAGCACCUCCGCAUCCUGCACGCCUACCUCCGCGCGUUCGCGCCAGCCCUCACCCGCCUCUUCUUCCGCUGGCGCGGCGAGCGUGGCCCUUCGCCGCUCUCUCUAGACCGCGAACCUUGCAUGCAGCCCCCCACUCCACCGGGCAGCUCCCACUCUACCCGCGCCAAACCCCAGCUCAACGGGCCCCGCGCGCUCAAGUUCCCCCGCCUCCGCUACAUGGAGCUCGAAAACGGCGUCAUGGACUCCUCCCAGAUCUCGGCGUUCAUCCACGCGCACCGCCGCACGCUCGCAGACUUCAACUUCGAGGACGUCACGCUGCGCUCCGGCGACUGGGACGAUGCGCUGGCGCCCUUGACGCGCCUAACCGGCUCCGACGAGUGGAAGCGGAAGGCGGAGGAGGUCAUGGAUGUGCCUGUGAUGCUGAGCCCCGUGGACAUGGAGCCGCGGAUCCUAGGGCCGCUGAUGGGACAGGAUGAGGGCGAGGGAGACGUGCAAGGGAAGGGGCUGGCGAGGUGGUUGAGUAAAGGGCGGAGUGCGGUGGUGGGGAAGAAGGCGCGGGAGCAGGUGUGGGGCGGGAGUGAGCAUAUGCGGCGGUUUUUGAGGAGUUCGGUGUUCUCGUGGAGAUGAGCGUUACUGGAAAAGGCGCUAGUCACUACGUCAUGUAAAGGUAUUAGUAGUGUUGGUGUCGUACGGAUUCGGCGCAGUUGAGGUUCGGGAUCGGAGCUCGAGGUAUUGUUGUCUUAUGAGGUGUAUUCAUGGUGGUGGCAUCUUAUGCAUGGACGGACGGGAUUUACGGACGGUGGCGCAAGAGCCGGCUUCCUCUGGCAAGCACAGAGUUGAGGCGGCGGCUUUCUUUUGGUUCUUCUUUUGACUUCUCAUGACCUUCAUUUGGCGGACGGAACGGAACAGUCUUCAUGAUGACGAUGACGGGCGAACGCUUCACGCUUCACGCUUUUGAUGAGUAUCACGCUGACACGCAGUUUGUUGUAUAUACAUUCUUUAACCAAUUUCAUAAUGUUGAACAUUUCUCAUU